AUGGCCACCAUCAAGGCCAUCGAGGCCAAAUCCGUGCACCAGAUCCAGUCUGGGCAGGUCAUAGUUGAUUUAUGUUCUGUAGCCAAAGAAUUGAUCGAAAACAGCCUUGAUGCAGGGGCUACCAGCGUCGAGGUUCGUUUCAGAAACAAUGGCCUGGAUGCAAUCGAAGUUCAAGAUAACGGGUCCGGGAUCUCGCCCGCCAAUUACGACAGUAUCGCGUUGAAACACUAUACGUCAAAACUAUCUAGCUAUGAAGAUCUCUCCAACUUACAGACUUUCGGCUUCCGAGGCGAGGCGCUCUCCUCUCUUUGCGCCCUGUCCAAGUUCUCAGUCACGACCGCACAAGCAGAAGAGGCUCCCAAAGGUAAACGACUCGAAUUUGACGUCUCGGGCAAGCUCAAGUCUGCAACCCUUGUCGCUUGUCAGAAAGGCACUACCGCUACGGUGGAAGCCAUCUUCGAAAGCCUGCCCGUUCGACGGAAGGAACUGGCCAAGAACAUCAAGAGAGAGUAUGGCAAAGUGCUAGCACUGCUACAAGCUUAUGCAUGUGUCUGUGUCAAUGUCAAGUUCACCGUCAAAAACACCAUGCCCAAGGGGAAGAGCGUGACGGUCUUCUCGACUAAAGCCAACGCUACCACUAGGGAAAACAUCGCAAACGUAUAUGGAGCGAAGACAUUGGCUGCCCUGGUUCCCUUGGAUUUGGAGCUGGAGUUCCGACCCACGCUCACACAACUGGUCCACAAAGACAAAACUCAGUCAAGAAUCCAUGUCAAAGGUCAUAUAUCAAAGCCGGUAUUCGGUGAAGGCAGACAAACCCCGGAUCGUCAAAUGUUUUUCGUCAACGGCAGGCCUUGUGGCUUGCCGCAAAUUGCGAAAGCCAUCAAUGAAGUAUACAAGGCAUUCAAUGUGUCUCAAUCCCCGUUUAUCUUUGCAGAUCUGCAAAUGGACACAAACGCAUACGACGUCAAUGUGUCGCCCGACAAGCGAACCAUACUACUCCACGACUCGGCCGCUCUCAUCGAGAAUUUGAAGGUCGCUCUGAAUGAGAUGUUCGACAAGCAUGACCAGACCGUCCCUCAAUCUCAACUGCAGACGCCGAAGCUGCCUGCUUUCCAGAGAUUGAGCUUUCAGAGGCAGGCGUCCUCGGCUUCGCCAGAUACGGACAGCCAGGAGACUACAUCACCAGGCCAACCCAAGCAGCAGGCAGAGAGUCAGGGCACCGAAGAAGUGGAUUCAACAGGGGAAGAUAAUCCCGGUAUGUUGUUCAGGGAGCACUUUAAGAACUUCACGAGCACGAGGGAUGAAGCCCAGAUGGACGAAAAGCAGCAAGCAAACGCUCUGGCACGAGAAGGAAAACGAGCCGAGGAACUGGCACGAAGCUUGAACGUGCAAGCGCAGAAGGUAGCUCAGCUAGAUGAGUAUGACGAUGUCCAUACACUCGCCUCGCUGAAGGAUGGGGACAAGGAGGUAAUGGACGGCGGCUCCCAGUAUUAUUCCGACAACCCUCAUGCCCGUGAUGACGAUGGCAAAAUGGAUGAACAACAGACUUGGGAGGACGAAAGAAAUUCCCACAGCGAGAUUGCUUCAGAGUCUCCCGAGAUUCCAUCCACCAUGCCGUCAAUAGCCAAGGAGGAGCCAGGUGCUGUGCCUAACGCGUUCGAUCGUAUGAGACCCAAGAGGAUACCGGCAGAGCUUGCUACGGUUCAGAUUGGAGACAAGACGAUCACUACGAUUCUAGGGACACAGUUUCCUAGAGCACAUACAACAAGAGAACAGACGGCCGGGAAGCAGCGAGCAGACGCAGUGGGCAAACGUCUUACGCAGGACUCGCCAGUGACCUAUUUCUCCCAGAAGUUGCGCAAGUUUGGUGCUGAGGCAGCUGACGUCUCGGACGAAGAAGAAGUCGCCGGGCAUUCCAAGGCGUCCAACUCUGCCCAAAGUGAUUCUGGGGCAAGUGAAGAGCUCGGUUCAGAAGAGUCCGAAGACUCCCAACACAGUGGAGAGGAUGGUGAAUCAGAUGAUGAACCACCCGAUAAGGCGGAUAUACCGGGGGAUGAAUCCGACACUGAUUACAUCGAUGAGGCAGAGAAGAAGAAAGCCGAAGAAGCACGAGUAGCUGAGCUCAUCCGAGCUGCUGAAGAAAAGUCGGCUAUUCCCAGCAAAGACAGUUUGAAGCGAGCCACCAAAGCACUGACUGCGGGACAAACAAAAGAUUCCACGACGAACCUGUUGGCGACGGUCCAGUUCUCUACUGCAUCUGUUGCCCGGCAAAUGCGAGCCCUUCUCGAGCAAGUCCAGGCCGACUUGAAUACCCAGGAAGCCACGGCGGACAGUGACCACGCGAUUUUGCAGGAUCCGGAGACGCGACUCUCUCUAACAGUGUCCAAAGAGGAUUUCGCGGAGAUGGCUAUCGUGGGGCAGUUCAAUCUCGGUUUUAUCCUCGCGGUGCGGCCCGCCAAACCACGUAUACUAGCAGACAGAAAGGAGCGGUCAGGCCGAGAUGAAUUGUUUAUUAUCGACCAACACGCCUCCGAUGAGAAAUAUAACUUUGAAAGACUACAGGCCGAGACUGUGGUGGGAAAUCAGCGACUUGUCCGGCCGGCGAUUCUAGAUCUGACGGCGGUGGAAGAAGAGAUAGUGCUUGAGAAUAAGGAAGGGCUGGAGAAGAAUGGGUUUGUGGUGGAGAUGGACAUGAGCGGCGAAAGCAUGGUCGGACAACGAUGCCGACUUGUCAGUCUCCCGUUGAGCAAGGAAGUCGUUUUCAACACACAAGAUCUCGAGGAACUCAUCCACCUUCUCGCCGAGGCACCUGGGCUUGGAAGUGGCAGUGGCAAUGAAGCGGGAGUGGGAGUUCCGCGACCGGCCAAAGUGAGGAAGAUGUUUGCCAUGAGAGCGUGUCGGUCCAGCAUCAUGAUCGGCAAGACAUUGUCGAAGAAGCAGAUGGAGAAGGUGGUGUCGCAUAUGGGGACGAUUGACAAGCCCUGGAAUUGUCCUCACGGACGACCCACGAUGAGACAUUUGUGCAGUCUGAAUGCUUUGGAGUCGUGGCAUGAGGGGGACGAAGAAACCGGGGAAGAUCACGUAGGCCUGGGAGAGGCGCUGCACAGAUAUGUCGCAGGGGGUGAAAAACUAUAG
Messenger RNA from Capronia epimyces CBS 606.96, 3135 nucleotides. RefSeq names its product DNA mismatch repair protein PMS2. Gene Ontology annotation, cellular component: MutLalpha complex. NCBI's taxonomy places the organism in Eukaryota, Fungi, Ascomycota, Eurotiomycetes, Chaetothyriales, Herpotrichiellaceae. The record is from RefSeq and is a predicted model, not a curated record. Gene Ontology annotation, molecular function: ATP binding; ATP-dependent DNA damage sensor activity; mismatched DNA binding. Gene Ontology annotation, biological process: mismatch repair. The transcript has a single exon. Bases 1 to 3135 code for a protein of 1044 amino acids.